Paramisgurnus dabryanus is the source of this 2059-nucleotide messenger RNA. RefSeq names its product syntaxin 2b (gene stx2b). The record is from RefSeq and is a predicted model, not a curated record. Gene Ontology annotation, cellular component: plasma membrane; presynaptic active zone membrane; SNARE complex. Gene Ontology annotation, molecular function: SNARE binding; SNAP receptor activity. Lineage: Eukaryota; Metazoa; Chordata; Actinopteri; Cypriniformes; Cobitidae. Gene Ontology annotation, biological process: synaptic vesicle fusion to presynaptic active zone membrane; exocytosis; intracellular protein transport.
UCUCGUGUAGCUGCGCCCAAAGCAUCAUUCAAGCAACCAAACAAACAAACAUGUAAACCUUCAUAACUGCGUGAGCCUUCAACUUAAAACAACGUGUUCAUAAGCUAUUGUAUUUUAUAAUCUAGUUGCUCGCUCCAAUGGUUACUUCGUUGAUGUACUUUAUUUACUUUUCCGAAAUACGUUAAUUUGUCGCAGUUUAGCGAAGAAUUACCAUGGACUUUAACGGAGCAGAGCUGACAUGUUCAGUUAACAGAGGAUAAAUCGACAUCCGAAACGACAUUGUUAUGAGGGACCGACUGGCUGAUUUGAAUGCGGGUAGGCAGAGUGUCAGUGAUGAUGGGGUUGUCACUGUGUCCAUGGAGAGAGAUGGCUUCAUGCAGGACUUUUUCAGAAAGGUGGAGGAGGUCAGAUGUGUCAUUAAAAAGAUCUCCUCCCUGGUCAGUGAGGUUAAGAAGAAACAUAGUUUGAUUCUUUCUGCCCCCAAUCCUGAUAACAAAACAAAAGAAGAGCUGGAACAACUCACAGUGGAAAUUAAGAAAAAUGCCAAUAUCGUCCGAAACACCCUUAAAUCUAUGCAGCAGAGUCUUCCUCCAGAGGAGCAGAUGAUCCAAGCUUCAGUAGAUGUACGCAUCCAGAAAACUCAGUACACUAACUUGUCUCGUGAGUUUGUGGAGGUGAUGACUCAGUACAAUGAAACCCAAGUGUCCUUUAGAGAGAAGAGCAAAAGCAGGAUUCAGAGACAGCUGGAGAUCACUGGAAAAAUUACAACUAAUGAGGAAUUGGAAGAAAUGCUGGAGAAUGGAAACGCAUCUGUUUUCACUUCUGAUAUCAUCUCAGACUCCCAGAUAACCCGCCAGGCCCUCAAUGAGAUUGAGUCUAGACACAAAGACAUCUUACGUCUGGAGUCCAGCAUUAAAGAGCUGCAUGAUAUGUUUGUGGACAUGGCAAUGCUCGUGGAGACACAGGGUGAGAUGAUUGACAACAUUGAAAAAAAUGUAAACAAUGCAGUAGAAUAUGUCGGUCAGGCUAAAGUGGAGACCAAAAAAGCUGUGAGAUACCAAACACGGGCCCGCAGGAAAUACAUAAUUCUUGCCCUGAUUGUUCUGGCCGUGCUUGUUGUGAUAGCAAUGAUUGUUGGUUUAUCUGUCGGCUUGUCUACUAAAACCACUGCUACCUCCAACACUGCUGCUACUAAUCCUGUCUAACCAUGCUUCCCAAGAAAACAGUCUAUGUCGCCAUUUGUGGAGCUGCGUGCGUAAUUCUUCUUCUCAUUAUCAUCGUUGGAGUUUACAGUGAAUAGUCACCUGUCCCGAAGCGCUGGUUGGGUUUUUUCUCUUAACAUGACUGCCUUUGAGAAAGCUAAAUGUAUGUCAUUUAGUUUUCAUUGAAAGUUCUCAAUGAUUGUAUAUUGCUAAAACCUCAAAAUGUCCUCUUUAAUAUGUAUUUUAUUUUACACCUAUGAAUCGUGUAAACGCCAGCACUGAUUUCUGCUCUUUUUAUGAUAUGAAAUCCGUGCCACUUUACAAUAACAACCAGAGGUCAUUUUCCUGCUCUUUUAUUUAUUUAAUACUGCUAUUCAAACUUUGCACAUUUUGUAAUGUUUUUGAUAUCUGUUACUUCAAAAAUAGUUAUUUGUGCCUUGGGAGGUCUGACUGAGAAAUGUGGAGGUAAAUUCAGUCCAGCAAAGUGCACUUAAUAAGAUUUUACUGAGCAAGGGGUUGUACUCAGUAUUGAUGAGUUCAACACAGUUUGUUGUUUCACUGGUUUGACCAUGAUGGAUCCACACAAUAUGAUGUUAGAUCUAUGAACAAUGUUACAAAACAUAUUUUAAUCACUUAAUAUCGUUCCUUUAUAUGUCUCUUAUAUGUGACCAUCAGAAAGGUAAACAUGGAGUCAAAUAUUCACAUGGUGUAUUGUAAAAUAAAUAUAUAACUUGCUCACUGUUAAAAUGUGUUGUACUUUGUCAUUAUGUCAUACAUUUAUUAAUCACCUAGUCAUUCACAGCCUACCACCAACAAAUGUAUAUGAGAGGAGAUGAAGUAUUCAUAUAUAAUGAAUU